Molecule: messenger RNA, 2409 nt
Organism: Rhizoctonia solani
Lineage: Eukaryota; Fungi; Basidiomycota; Agaricomycetes; Cantharellales; Ceratobasidiaceae
Product: Organic solute transporter Ostalpha
Exons: 7
Coding region: 1-2409 (802 amino acids)
Biological process (GO): transport
Molecular function (GO): transporter activity
Source: RefSeq, a predicted model, not a curated record
AUGGGCGAUUUUACGACUGUGGAAGCUGGGUCUGGGUCUGGACUGUCCUCUACGGUCCUUGUGUCUGCUGGAUUGGCGACUGCGGUGGCGACGGUGACGUCUGUGCUGUCAAUAUGUUCUCAUCUCAAGAAUUAUCGCAAGCCGGCGCUGCAGAGAAUGGUCAUUCGGAUCAUGGUCAUGGUCCCACUCUAUGCCAUAUCAUCAUUUAUUUCCCUCUUUUCCCUCGAGGCAGGUGUCAUUAUUGAUGUCUUGCGAGACGUAUACGAGGCAUUUGUGAUAUACUGUUUCUUCCAUCUGCUACUCAUCUAUCUCGGUGGCGAACGGUCCCUUCUUAUCCUUCUCUACGGUCGAGAACCCAAAGAACACGCAUUCCCAGUCAGCCUAUUCAAACGCGAACUGGAUGCUUCGGAUCCAUUUACAUUUCUUUCCCUCCGCCGAGGCAUACUCCAAUACGUCCAAGUCAAACCUAUCCUGGCGGCCAUCACUUUGAUUCUCAAAGCAUUGGGCAAAUACCGAGAAGGUGCCUUUCGAGUCGACGCCGGUUAUCUAUACGUUAGUAUCGUAUACAAUGCUUCAAUUUGCCUGAGCUUGUAUUGCCUUGCCAUGUUCUGGGUAUGUGUCAGCAGUGAUCUCAAACCGUUCAGACCGAUGCCCAAAUUCCUAUGCGUCAAAGGAAUUCUGUUCUUCUCAUUCUGGCAAUCCAUCUGUAUAUCAUUUCUCGUCUCGAUUGGGAUAAUCAAACAUGUCGGAUCAUACACCGACGUGGAACACAUCUCGCUCGCCAUAACCGAUACACUCAUAUGUUACGAAAUGCCCAUAUUCGCCAUUGCCCACUCGUACGCAUUCUCCACUUCCGACUUUACCGAUCCCAGCGUCCAUCACGUCGCCCGUAUGCCCUUCCUACAUGCUUUGCGGGACGCAUUCGGCCUUUUGGACGUCAUAGUCGACGCGAGAGAUACAUUACGAGGGGGCGUAUCAUACCAAGCAUACGAACCCGCCGAAGGAGGCAUGCACCAAGGAACAGGCCGCGAUCGCCGCAUUCGUGCCGGACUCCGAUACGCAGCAGGAGGACGCAAAAAAUACUGGCUGCCCAUGCCCGCAGAGGACGCCAACCCACCGACAAUCCCCGCUCCCGGAAUCCUCGCCAAAGCCCGUCAAGCAAUCGAAGAGCAAAACGCCUAUGCACCUCUGACGGAAGCCCAAGCCUCCCAAGUCGUCCAUUCCGAAUCGUCCUCGUCCGACUCGGACUCGGGACACCUCGUCGUACCGGGCGCGUUCGACGUCCAGUUCGAGUCGUCGCGCAGUCUUGCGAUCGUCCGGUUCCGAAAGAGCAAGCGCGAGGAUGUGAUGUACGAUGAAGCUCGCAAGCUCGUGUUUGGGGACUACAACUACCCCGUCGUCGACUGUUCGAGCGAGCGUGCCAGGGCGAGGAUAUGGGAUGCGGAAGAGCAGAUUUUGAGAGACCAGCGUGCGGCUGCGUUUCAUCCUGAUUUGGGCGGGAUUGUUCCGCACCGGUUGGGAAAGGGGUACGGUGCGACGGACGUCGGUCCUCGAGGCGUAUACGGGAAAUGGGCCCAAGAUGGGGACGACGACGACGAUAAUGACGGUGAUGAUGGAGACACUGAAUCGGUCAAGGCGCGGCAAGACGUCCAAGAUGGACAAGUCCGCCCCAGACCGGGUCAGAAACUCAAUAUCGACAUGCGGGAUGGGAAACGGCCCGAUAUUAAAGUCGGAGGCGUCGACUUGCAAUGGCACGCAUCUUCGUCCGGUUCGGGUUCAGGUCCUGGUUCGGGUCCCGGUUCGGGUCCUGCAUCUGGAACCGCCCGACUCCGACCCGAACCCCCACACCACUCCCAGUCCCAAUCCCGAUCCCGAUCCCGCGCGAGCUCGGCGGCCCAAACGCCCUCGCGAACCGAGAGCCCGACGACGCGCUCGAACCGGGCUUUACCGCCCGACGCGGUCGAUCUCGUCGUCGAGGACAAGGACGCGGCGGAGCAGGCGGCGAGUCGGGAGCGGCGCAAGGGGGAUCCGGCGUUGAGGCCCGGUGGGAAGAGGGUGUAUCGUCGGGGGUAUGUUUUGGAGGAUGGGAGGGAUGUCGAGGUCUCGGUCGAAGAACGCGAACGCGCAGGAUCCAUCGACCAGACCAAAGUCCGAGUCCAAGACACCCACCGACGAUCACCCAACACGACCCAGCCCACGCGGGAAGAACGAGCAAGAGACCAGACGGACGACAAACACGGUGGCGGGCCCGAGGUCAAGUCGGGCGACGGCGGCCAGGCGAGCCCCGAGGAUGAGCCGAUCGAGGCGGAUACCGAGGUGACGAUCGCGCGUGCUGCUACUCCCCCUCCGCACGCGCACGUCACUGCUGAUGUGAUUUUGCCGGAUGGGAUGUCUAAUCCGUGGGCGUGA